Molecule: messenger RNA, 540 nt
Organism: Penicillium digitatum Pd1
Lineage: Eukaryota; Fungi; Ascomycota; Eurotiomycetes; Eurotiales; Aspergillaceae
Product: ORMDL family protein
Biological process (GO): ceramide metabolic process; sphingolipid biosynthetic process; intracellular sphingolipid homeostasis
Cellular component (GO): endoplasmic reticulum membrane
Source: RefSeq, a predicted model, not a curated record
AUGACCUCAAAACAAGGUCGCCGGAGGCGGUCCAGCAGUAUUAUCUACCAGGAGCCGGCCGAGUCUAUUGAGCACACCAGUGAUCAGGCCGCGUUGCCAAAUUUGAAUGCAAACUGGGUGAAUGCCAAGGGUGCCUGGACCAUCCAUUUUGUGUGUAUCGCCGCUCUCAAGAUUUUUUACGACAUCAUCCCGGGCGUCUCGCAGGAAACUUCAUGGACCCUCACCAAUAUCAGCUACAUGUUCGGAUCCUUCCUCAUGUUCCAUUGGGUGCGGGGCAUCCCAUUCGAAUUCAACGCCGGUGCCUAUGACAAUCUCAACAUGUGGGAGCAGAUCGACAACGGUGACCAGUAUACACCCUCUAAGAAGUUCUUGCUCUGCGUGCCUAUCGUGCUUUUCCUCCUCAGCACUCACUACACCCAUUUCGAUUUGACCCACUUCACCAUCAACUUCCUAGCCACAUUGGGAGUGGUUAUUCCCAAGCUACCAUUCUCGCAUCGGUUGCGAAUAGGUCUCUUCUCCGAUAUACCCGAGGAGUCAUAG